Molecule: messenger RNA, 1731 nt
Organism: Thunnus maccoyii (southern bluefin tuna)
Lineage: Eukaryota; Metazoa; Chordata; Actinopteri; Scombriformes; Scombridae
Gene: epb41l4a
Product: erythrocyte membrane protein band 4.1 like 4A
Exons: 21
Coding region: 19-1602 (527 amino acids)
Cellular component (GO): cytoskeleton
Source: RefSeq, a predicted model, not a curated record
UCACUGUUUUCAGUGACGAUGGCCUGUUUCCGUGGUAACCGUGAGGACUUUUAUGGAGAGGUCCUCCUAUUGGAUGAGAGGAAGAUCACGCUAACGGCUGAGCAAGGCGUAAAGAAAUCGUCGAAGGCGGCGGCCAUCUUGCAGCAGGUGUUCUCUCACCUGAACGUGGUCGAAGUCGAGUUCUUCGGUUUGAGGUUCUGUGACGUCAAACAGCAGACGCACUGGUUGGAUCCUUCAAAAGCUCUUCAACAACACCGAGACCUCCCCGGGCCACCGUAUAUUUUCUACUUUGGUGUGAAGUUUUACGUUGAAGAUCCAAACAAACUGAAAGAGGAAACAACGCGGUAUCAGAUGUACCUGCAGGUGCGUCAGGACGUCCGUCGUGGUCGCCUGCCGUGUCCUCCUCACCUGAGAGCUCGACUCUGUGCUCUGAUGCUGCAGGCGGAGCGAGGAGACUACAGCGAGCAGGACGAGUCAGAGGACAACCAGGAAGUACAACAAAUCUACAAAACUCUGAGCGGUGUCUCUCGUCCUCAGGCCGAGUGUCUCCUCCUGUCUCUCUGCAGCUCUCUGCAGAUGUACGGCGUCUCUUUGUUCGCCGCCUAUGGUGAAAACCACACAGAGUACUUCCUGGGUCCAACUCCAGUGGGCGUGGUCAUCUACAAGAACAAAGAGCUGGUGGGAAAAUAUUUCUGGCAGAGAAUCACCAAACUUCACUAUAAAGACGAGACAUUUGAGCUCAGAGUCAUCGGCAAGAAGCAUUCAGAAACAUCGUUCUUCUUUCAGACGUCGGAUCGAUCCGACUGUAAACGUCUGUGGAGGUGUUGUGUCGAACAUCACGCCUUCUUCAGGAUGUCGGAGUCAAAUCCAUUAACACAAAAACUGAAACACAACAGUGUUACUCGCUCGCCCUCGCUGGCUCUGUGCCGGCUGAACGUCACCAUGCUGAGAAACAAAACGACAGAUCUCUGUAUGAGACCAACAUACCGCACCAAUCAGAGAGUGGGUGUCAGCAGUGAACCAAUAAGGAUGCAGACAGCUCCCUCUGCUGUGCACAGGUCAGAGGGCGGGGCAGAACAGGAUCAUGGGAAGCCCAGUGCACCAUGGAAAAACAGCGGGCCUUCGAGUGGCCUGUUCAACCCAAAGUUUCCUCCAAACACCAAAGAAGGAGAACGAGAAGGAGGAAGACCACAGAAGCGGAGCAGAAGUCUGGAUGGAGAUCGACCAAUCAGACAGCACAGGAGAAGGUCUCGUUCCUAUGGCAACACAAGCAGUGGCAGUGAAUCAGAAAAAAUGGCGAGUAACACCGAACGACGCAGAAGAAGAACAAAGACCCGGCGGAGUCCUGACACCCUUAUAUGGAAACAAAUUCAGAAGCAGCUGGUGGAGCCGGACAGUUUGAUUGACAGACAGACAGAGGAAAUACCUUAUAAGGAAGUCAGAGUGUCGGGGGAGCCAAUCAGAGUGCGUCGUUCUCCCAGGGGGCGGCGACAUCGUCGGUGGGCGUCAGCUUCAGACCUCCACUCAAAGACGGAGCUGCUUCCUCCUCUUCCUGUUACCAAGGCAACCGACACUUCAUGUCAAUUACCCACAAGUCCCUGAGGCAGCUGAGUCACUACCCACAAUUCAACAGUUACACUUUUUAACAUGAAAAUGUUUUUACUGUCAUUUUAAACCAGUUUGUCGGUCUGUGUCCUUCAUGUUUAAUAAAGCAGCGUUUCUAUAAUAUGA